GGGCCUGGUAGUGUUAAGAGUUUCACAGGACCUGUACCCAAUACCAGCUGCAACUAAACAGACUAGGUGGGCAAGAAAUGGGUCCUGCUUAACCCCAAAGAAAUAUGCAACAUUACAAUAAGCACAGGGGCGACAUCCCUCCUAAUCAGGAAUUCCAUUGCAGGAACAAGAAUAAAUCUAGCCCUAUGAUUGGUUGCAGCACGUGUGUAUGAUUGCUAAUAGAAUACGCUCAGCUGCCAUAGGUUGGUUGCGGCACAUGACUUCACAGCUGAUUUACUGGCCGUAUUUGGGGAUACCGGAGUUGCACAUGGCACACUCAGUACCAGAGAGCAUGGAUCCAAGUGGCCUAAUUCGAGUGGAGCACGACAGAAAGAGAAGACAGUUUUCUGUGCGGCUAAACGGUUGCCAUGAUCGAGCUGUUCUUUUGUAUGAGUAUGUGGGGAAAAAAACUGUGGAUCUGCAACACACUGAAGUUCCAGAUGCCUUCAGAGGGAGAGGGAUAGCCAAACAUCUUGCUAAGGCUGCCAUGGACUUUGUUGUCGAAGAAGAUCUGAAGGCUCAUUUGACCUGCUGGUAUAUUCAGAAAUAUGUGAAGGAAAAUCCACUUCCUCAAUACCUGGAACGUUUACAGCCUUAACCUGGACUUCCCUGAGACUUAUUUUAUACACCAGCACACUGAGCCCAUUGAACAGACACUGGGAUUAGGAAAGCUCAGGGAGUAGAGAUCACAGAACCCACCAGCCUUAGCCAUGAGUGCAGCAAAGGGAACCUUUUAUACAUGAGUAAUUGCAAGUACAAAUGUUUUAACACCAUCUGACCUGUCUUCAGAUUAUUCCUAUUGAGUGGCCACCAAAGGGUGCAUCUCUGGUUUCUGAUAAGCUUUGUUGUAUUGGCUCUGCUUCAUGUGGGAAAUAAUGUCCUGGAUCUUCUGCUCUUGGCUAUGCCUUCAGGAAUUUCACAUGGCUUUUCUAUUGAAGGCACAUAAGACAACUCUGAACUCUGAAAGCAGAAAAGUUUAGAUGCAGAUUCUAAAUUAAUGCCAGAAAUCAGCAGAAGCAUUUGAAAAUGAAUGGGGUUGGUCAUGAUCAUUCCAGAAAAUAACAUACUGUGUUAAACUUUAUUUGUAUUCACUUUAAACCCUUCUUAAUUAUUGAUAUCCUGUUGGAUGAUAGCCAGAAUCAUUUGCAGUUUUAAGGCUUUUUGCAGAAACCCAGUGGAUUUUCUUGCUAGAAAAUUCAGAUGAAUUGAAAAAUUAUCCCUUUCGUCUCCAUUGUCUUAUCAUGAUAUCAGAAGAUUAAAUUGAAGACUGAAGGGUUUUGUGUGAAGAUAUUGGCUAAAAUGUUGCUUUUGUCUACCUUUCAGCAGCCAUCGUGCAGUUAUCUGUUAAAAAUGUCCUUUUGAUUGCUGUUACUUUCCCCUCCCCCUAGUACAGUUGUUUGCUUUUAAAUCAAUGCCAAGGAUAUAAUGUAUGCACUCAUCACCAUUGUUUGUGGAAGUUUAGUAUAUGGGAUCACAAAUAAAGUUUGCAAAGUAUCCAUGAUACUCCCUGAGCUGAUAAAUAAUGGGACUGCUAAGCAGAGUUUAGAGACUGCAUAGUAUGUUGCUUCUAAUCUGCACUGGUGUUUGGACUCCUGCUGCUGUUCAGAGGUUGCACAUGUGCACACUGCUGUAGAACAAUAUAGCUGCAGGCCCCUCAAAUAAGCAUUCAUGUCUUAGAUAGGCUUAUAAUAAUCAUGAAAGCUAUAUGUUAUGUUUUAUUUAGUGGUUUCUUAAGAAUAAAAUAAACUGUGUU
Xenopus laevis (African clawed frog) is the source of this 1792-nucleotide messenger RNA. RefSeq names its product N-acetyltransferase domain containing 1 S homeolog (gene natd1.S). Gene Ontology annotation, molecular function: transferase activity; acetyltransferase activity. The record is from RefSeq and is marked provisional. Lineage: Eukaryota; Metazoa; Chordata; Amphibia; Anura; Pipidae.